Messenger RNA from Pocillopora verrucosa, 2128 nucleotides. Its product is annotated as skeletal aspartic acid-rich protein 1. The record is from RefSeq and is a predicted model, not a curated record. NCBI's taxonomy places the organism in Eukaryota, Metazoa, Cnidaria, Anthozoa, Scleractinia, Pocilloporidae.
CUGCCGAGCUAAGACACUGUAGAAUUACUUUUUCUUAAGGUUAUUAUUGAAACAUCAUGGCGUGCACUCGAUUUUUGCGAUCUGUUUGGAUUUUCGGAUUCUGUUUAGCUUUAAUUUUAAUGGUAUGUUUGGCUGACGAGCUUAACAAGGAAGACGAUGAAAAGACUAUAACAGACGAUGACGUAUCAGCUAAAAUGCUCUCCAAGUCUGGAAAAAUCAUGAUUGUUCGAGAUAACGACGACGAUGAUGAUGACGAUGAUGAUGACGAUGAUGAUGACGAUGACGAUGACGAUGAUGAUGACGAUGACGAUGACGACGAUUUUAGGGACGAUAAUGAAGAGAUGCUAUCAUUUGAAGUAGACGAGUUGAAGGAAAAAGAUGUCGAUGGAAAUGAUGUUGAUACGGUGGACAAGCAUUCUGUGGAUUCGUUUGACGACGUGGACUUUAAGUUUACAAAAGUAGACACUCAGGCGAAAUAUGAUGGGGUCCCUGUUACAAACGUGAACCUAUCAGCGACCCUACCUCCUUCUUCUUCUCUGGAGAUCAUGGUUUAUCUAUUUCGUCAGGCGGGGAAGGUUACAUUUGGGAAUGAAACCUUCAGGGUGGAAAAAGGAACAGUCAAAUUUAAUAUUAAGAUCAGCAACUGGGAUUUCUGUGACGGGUCGUUUGUUGACUGCAGUGAAGGCAAAGUUGGAGAAUUUCUUGACCUAAAACUUAAAAUCAAGAGUAAGGAUUCUCCAGCAGAAAUAAGUGACGAUGACAGAAAAGCCGCCGCCAAGAGACCCAUCUGUAAAGACGAGGACAGUGAUGACGACGGCCCCGAUGAUCCGAACGAUGACGAUGAUGAUGACGAUGAUUGUCCGAACAUUUAUGACAUCGGUGGAGACUCUGAAAUGCUGCUUAACAAAGGGGUGGUUACCGAUGAUGAUAAAUACACUGCCUUCCCCCAAGGAUAUCCUAAAUUUGAGAUCGAGGAUGGAGAGAAGAAGUUCGUCUUCCGAAUCCCUAAGUUCAAGAAGAGUGUCUUGGUUGAUCCAAGUGUAAACGUAGGCCGAGUCAAUGGCGCUACUUCUUUGGCACACGCUAAUAUUGGGCUGGCCCUUUUGCUAUUUGUCGCCGCUUUUUUCCUCACUAAUCUUGUCUAAAAGCUUUUUGUUAAUGGGUAAAAUUCCUUAUUAUGUGUCCGCUAGUAAUUCUUAUUCAUUGAACAUGAAAAAAUUGUUAUUGGUUAAAAAAAGUUACUAUCAAUUGCCCCUUUUAUUUUUGGCUCAAAUUUUGUCUUCCUUUGCUGCAAAUUUAUUAAUUAACUGUCUUACCAUACAUUAUCAUACCCAAAAACAAAGGAAAAUUGAAUUAUGAACCACAAGGAUAGAGUGGAACCACAAAUCUUGCAUAAGAGCUUGCGUGUAAUCAAGUUUAAGAUCCCUUUCGUCAUAAACACCACUUUGUUACUACUGCGUGAGCUUCUAAUUUUUGUUUAAAGAUUACUGACGUAACUUAAGGAUUAUUCAAAAUUGCUUUUCAAAUGAUUAGGCUGGAGUUGCAUUGUUCUACAUUUACAGAUGAAUUUCUGAUGUAGAGUAUUUAACGGUAUUUCUUAAGUUAUUGGGUCACUGUGGUGGCAACGCCCAAUCCAUCCCUUGAUGGAACGGUUUAAUUCCCUUUAUUAUUGAAGUCUACGAGUUCAGAAAUCGUUUGGGAAAGGCAAUUGCUUUCUCUCGUGUAAUUUGCUUUUGGCUUUACACGAAAAAAAUAUACGACAUGAGUCUAUUGAAAGGAUUAGGUAGGAAAAUCGUGACUAUUGUAAAGAAAAACAGGGGCUAUCAGGCGACGACGCACUCAGGUCGGAAGCAGUUUGCUGAGAUUCAAAAUGAAAAAUCUCCUUCAAACGGAAAACUAAUUUUGUCUCCUGACGCUGUAUCUCUUGCUGAGUGCUGACAAGAAUUUUCAAAAUGAAAUGCUAAAGAUCUGGGUUUUUCUGUAAUAAAUGUUAUGAAUCUUAUUAUAACUCUAAAAUUUAACAUAAUCUGCUGAACUGACUCAUGUUAGAUCAGUUUACGAUGUAACGCACAUUGUAAGGAAAUUAUGUAGCUUAGUGCUUGACACAGAAUUAAGAAUAAAAGAGAAA